AUGGCUUCCUUAUACCAGAGAUUCACCGGCAAGAUCAACACUGCCAAUUCGUUCCCGCUACCACCCGAGGCCAGUCGCCUGCUCGGAGCUCAGGUGACGGACGACGAGAGCAAGAGCCGCCGGCAGCCGCUGGAGGCGAGGCUGCACGUCCAAUGCCGCAGGAAGUGCACGCGAGAAGAUGAAGAUGACCUGGUGGGCAGUGCGCCGCCACAGAGGAACUGGAAAGGAAUCGCCAUUGCCCUGCUGGUUAUCCUCAUCAUCUGCUCCCUGAUUGUCACCUCCGUCAUCCUGCUGACCCCUCGUGAAGAUGACAGCCUGGCCCUCAAGAAGAAGGUCACCCUGGAUGACAUCUUUGGUCCGGACCUACACGUUCAUGACCCCGACGCUGUGUGGCUCAGUGGUAAUGAGCUGUUGUAUCGCACGAGGGAAGGUGAUGUCGUUAAGCUCAAUGUGGACACAGAGGAGAAACGCGUCGUCGUGCCAAACCAGAUGUUUGAAAGAUCUAAGGCCGCGAGGUACCAAGUGUCGCCUGACCUGCAGCAAGUGCUCUUUGCCUUCGACUUGAAACUGAUCUACCAGCACUCCUAUGUGGCCAAGUACAUUAUUUACAGCCUUGUAACACAGGAAACUUGGCCUUUGAAUCCUCCUGAAGUGCAUGAAGCAGUGCUGCAGUUUGCUGGAUGGGGGCCUAAAGGCCAGCAACUGAUCUUCAUAUUUGAAAACAACAUAUACUACAGAGCAACAGUAGAGAGUCGCACCAUCCGCCUGGUUUCCACCGGAAAGGAAGGCGUGGUCUUUAAUGGCCUGGCUGAUUGGCUCUACGAAGAGGAGAUCCUUCAGGGUUACAAAGCCCACUGGUGGUCUCCUGAUGGCAUGCGUCUAGCCUACAUGACAAUCAAUGACACGCUGGUGCCAAAAAUGGAAGUCCCCUUCUUUACAGGAACGCCAUAUCCCAACACUUUGGAAUACCACUACCCAAAGGCAGGGGAAGAAAACCCUGUGGUGCACCUUUCAGUAGUGAGCCUCAACGGCCCUUUGCACACUCUGGUCAUGAAGAAACCCGAUGACCCCCGAAUUGGGAGAGAAUAUUAUAUCACAAUGGUGAAAUGGGCCACCAGCACCAAACUGGCUGUCAACUGGCUGAACAGAGCCCAGAACAACUCUAUACUGACACUGUGUGAGGCUACCACAGGCGUCUGUAUCAAGAAACAUGAAGAUGAGAGCACAAGCUGGUUGCACAGACAAAAUGAAGCACCACUUUUUUCCCACGAUGGACACAAGUUCUUCUUCACACGAGCAAUUCCUCAAGGUGGGAGGGGGAAGUUCUUCCACAUUUCUAUGUCCACAUCUCUGCCAAACACAAGCACAGACAUACUUCAAUCCCUGACCUCAGGAGACUGGGAUGUCACCAACAUACUGGCCUACAAUCACCAGAGAAACCUCAUAUACUUCCUGAGCACAGAGGAUGACCCCAAGCGGAGACACUUGUACAGCACAGAUACGAUUCCGCCGUUCAAUCGCUGCUGCCUAUCCUGCCAGUUUAACUGUGGCUAUGUGGAUGUGUCAUUCAGUCACAACAUGCGCUACUUCCUUCUCAGCUGUAGAGGUCCUGACAUUCCUAAUGUGGCCAUCUACAGAACAGAGGACAAACAGAAAUUGCUAGACGUGGAGACAAACGAGCGAGUCAACACAACAUACAACAACAUGCAGAUGCCCAGAGUGGAGUACGAGACCAUCACCAUAGAUGACUACACCCUCACCAUGCAGAUUCUGAAGCCAGCUGGAUUUGUAGACACAUCCCAUUACCCUUUACUGCUGCUGGUUGAUGGGACGCCCGGCGGCCAGAUGGUCACCGAGCAGUUCCAAGUGGACUGGGCCACCAUUCUGGUGAGCAGCUUCAGCACCGUGGUGAUCCGCUUCGAUGGUCACGGCAGCGGCUUCCAGGGCACGAACCUCCUCCACAAAGUGCACAGGAGGUUGGGGAAGCUGGAGGAGCGGGACCAGCUGGAAGCACUCAGGUUCAUAUCCAAAGAGCCUUACAUUGACAAGAAUCGCAUGGGCGUGUACGGAAAGGCUUACGGAGGUUAUUUAGCCACGCUGCUGCUGAGCUCAGAUGAGUUCACGCAUCUUAAAUGUGGAACUGCAGUCUCGCCCAUCACAGAUUUUGAACUUUACGUGUCAGCAUUUUCUGAACGGUACCUGGGCUCAAAGACUGACUCCAGAGUGUACACGAUGUCAAAUUUAGCUCACAGAGCAGGUCAGCUGGUGCAGAAGCAGUACUUGAUUAUCCAUCCCACUGCAGACGAAAAAGUUCACUUUCAGCACACGGCCAAGUUUAUCAACCACUUAAUCAGCAAGAAGGCCAAUUACACUCUUCAGAUCUACCCAGAUGAGGGCCACUUCCUCCACAGCGAUGACACCCAGAAGCACCUUGGCCGCUCGUUGGUCAACUUCUUCGGGGAGUGCUUCCGGCUCCCCGAGGCACCCAACGACGAGCAGCAGGAAGUGGACGAGGACGAUAGCUAG
Nerophis lumbriciformis (worm pipefish) is the source of this 2526-nucleotide messenger RNA. The record is from RefSeq and is a predicted model, not a curated record. Lineage: Eukaryota; Metazoa; Chordata; Actinopteri; Syngnathiformes; Syngnathidae.